AUGAUGAUGAGUUCGGUGAACAGACCAGAAACCCUUACUACAAAUUGGCUAAAGAUGUUUCGAGAUUUACAUCCGCCAAGCUUUAAGGGAGACCCAGAAAUGGACCCAAGUGUAGGAGAAUAUUGGAUGGAGCAAACUGAAAAAUUACUGGAACACUUGGAGUGCCCUGAAGACCACUGGGUAAGGUGCGCUACAUUCAUGUUAGAGGAAGAAGCGGCUAUCUGGUGGAAGUCGAUGUCAGGAGUCUUAAGGACUCGAAAUACCAUCCAAGAAAACGAGGAGAGAGAGGUGAAGAAACAAGAGUUUUUGAAGCUGACCCAAUCAGAGGAUAUGUCCGUGGUGCAGUACGAGGCCAAGUUUUCCAAGCUGAUAAAGUAUGUACCUAUGUACACUACAGAUGAAUUUGAGAAGGCCCAGAAGUUCUUCCAAGGACUUAGAAAGGAAGUGAAGCAAGUACUGUACGCGUGGAACAUCCGUACUUUUGAUGAUGCAGUUGAGAAGGCUAUUACUGUUGAGUGA
Diospyros lotus (date-plum) is the source of this 519-nucleotide messenger RNA. RefSeq lists its product as uncharacterized. The record is from RefSeq and is a predicted model, not a curated record. The transcript is spliced from 2 exons. The coding region runs from base 1 to 519 and encodes 172 amino acids. Lineage: Eukaryota; Viridiplantae; Streptophyta; Magnoliopsida; Ericales; Ebenaceae.